UUCCAACAAUAUCCAAAUGGUGAAGACAAUCACACCCUCACCCAUCCUCGUCUUCUUGCUUCUCUCCUCCACCGUCGAUGCUCAGUCAAGUUCUGGACCGGUGGUUUCUCCAAAUGCCCCACUUCACACUUGGGAUGUAUCAUUCGCUCCCGUGAUUGUGGCCCUUGUUUGCGCCACCUUCUUCAUUGUCAGCUUUGCCCUCUACCUCCGCCACUGCUCCGACGUGGAUCUGGCUGCUGCCGACAAUUGUUCUUCAAGUGGUCCUCAAGGUAUUGACCCAAAAUUACUCGACACCUUCCCCAUCCUCGUGUAUUCCGCCGUGAAAAACCUCAAAUUUGGGAAAGCCGCCGCGCUGGAGUGUGCCGUGUGCUUGAGUGAGUUCGACCAACACGAUACGCUCCGAUUACUUCCGAAAUGUAACCAUGUGUUUCACCCUCAAUGCAUCGACGCCUGGUUGGCCUCCCACGUGACUUGCCCUGUUUGCCGUUCAAGACUGAAGCCGGCGGAGGAGCACCGGCGAGGGGAAAACGAUGUUGCGAUCGAAAUUCCGAAUGAGGUUAUAAAUGCACGACAGGUGUUCGAUGAAAGUUCUGGGAGUAGAACAGAGCUUCAUUCAGGAGAUAGAAGAGGUAUGGGGAGGCAAGGACACGGAGAGGUACAAUCUCAGAUUGUUGGAGGAUCUGAGGAAACAGAUUACUGUGAGUCACGGAGGAUUGCGACGGUCGGCGAGCUGCAAUGUGUUCCGUAGACGGCCGGGUGGAGAGAACAGUACAGAAUAGUGAGUAUUUGAUUCAUUGAUGUAUAUAUAUUUUCGGUGGUAAAUAACAGAACUUACAAUGUGAAGAUUACCAGACAAUCUAUUUUAAAAUCCAUUUUAAAAACAUGUGCUAUUAUUGUUGUGCA
Neltuma alba is the source of this 903-nucleotide messenger RNA. Its product is annotated as E3 ubiquitin-protein ligase ATL6-like. The record is from RefSeq and is a predicted model, not a curated record. Bases 17 to 748 code for a protein of 243 amino acids. The transcript has a single exon. NCBI's taxonomy places the organism in Eukaryota, Viridiplantae, Streptophyta, Magnoliopsida, Fabales, Fabaceae.